UGACGUAGCGCGAUCUCCACGUCGGCCGAGCAGCCAAAAUGGCGGCAGCGGAGGGGAGCGGGAGUGGUGGCGGCGGCGGUGGCGGCGGCGGCGCGGGGGGGCCGCUGUUCGCAGGUCUCGCAGAUGUGUCAAUAUCUGAAGAUAUUCCAGUGGAAGGGGAGAUCACUGUUCCUGUUGGAUCUCGCUCUCCCGAUGAAGACUUCUCCACGCUGGAUGAGCCUGUUAGGGAUACCAUUAUGAGAGAUCUGAAGGCUGUUGGGAAGAAAUUUGUCCAUGUCAUGUAUCCAAAAAAGAGUAGUGCGCUCCUCAGAGACUGGGAUCUUUGGGGCCCUUUGGUGCUUUGUGUCUCACUUGCACUGAUGCUUCAGGGCGGAUCAGCAGACAGCAAAGAGGACGGAGGGCCCCAGUUUGCUGAGGUCUUUGUCAUCAUCUGGUUCGGUGCAGUUGUCAUCACACUAAACUCAAAGCUUCUCGGAGGAACGAUAUCGUUCUUUCAGAGCCUGUGUGUGCUGGGUUACUGUGUCCUGCCCCUGACAGUAGCGAUGCUGGUAUGCAGGCUGGUGCUGCUGGCAGGUUCUGGGACCAUCAGCUUCAUCAUACGUCUUAUUGUCGUGGUAGCUAUGUUUGGUUGGUCAACGUUAGCAUCUACAGCUUUCCUGGCAGACAGUCAGCCUCCAAACCGCAAAGCUCUUGUUGUGUACCCCAUCUUCCUCUUCUACUUUGUUAUCAGCUGGAUGAUUCUCACCUUUACACCUCAGUGAUCUCCGACCAGAAGAGGAGAGACUCUGUAAUAUGGACUGAAGUUUUUUCAUGAACACUGCAGUUAAUCAUUGGCUUUAUCUCUUUCUAAUUUAUAUAUAUAUAGUUGCUGUAAAAAGGCAGGUUAUGGGAUAAAGCCAGAGAACUGCAAAAAUUGGUCAUUUGUGUGUCCCUCUUUUUGAAAGAUACAGAGGCCCAGCUGCUGAGGGGUUUUUAUUUAGCCCUGCUCUUCAGUUGUAUUAAAUAAAAAAAGCCUACUGUGACAGGGAUUAUUCCGCCUGAGGAACAGAGCGGGAGAUCCUGGAAUUUCAAGGCGUUGAGUAGAUGAAGGUGAAGUUGUAGGAUUGCACGACUUGGCAGAAUUCUUGCUUGUGCGUGGAUUCUCCCUGAAGAUGAAUAUGCCUUACAAAAUAAUAGAACUUCAUUUCUCUUAUGUGUUGGGUAGGGAGGAAAGAUGUUUGACUCCUGUUCUUUUGCAUUCACUUAGAGUGGUGAAAUAGAUAUAAAGUGCAUCGUAGGACUGUGAGCUUUCACUUUGAAGUCAGAUUCCAGCAAAAAAUAAGUUGGGUCCAUUUUGUGAUUAAUUGGAGCUGGGCGGAAGGGAACUGCCUUUGCUCAUGUUUGUGUGUUGUGUAUCUAUGUUUCAUCCCUUUGUAUGUCAAGAAAGAGUGUUUCAGCCAAAUGCCUUCAGCACCACAGUUACACUGACUUACCGGUAUCGCCCGAGAGGGAGUGUGUUUACACUGGAGAGUUAUAAAUCCUUUCCUGUGACCGUAGAUCAGAGUUAAAAGUCCCAGAGAAACAGGAAAGACUAGUUUGCAGCAGGAACUUAGCUGUUACUCUGCAUGUGAGAAUGGAAAAUUGUCUGGAGAGUACCAAGUAAAGUGUGUGUGUGUGUAUAUAGAUGUGUUAACAAAACGUUUGUGAAGGAAGUUGAAGUUUGCUACGUAAGGGGUUUGGGUGUGAACGUACCGCCCCAGGACUUAGGCACAAAGCUUUAAAACGAGCUGGAAGAAGGAAACUAAAUCAUGUUGAAGGUGGUGGCUGCUAUGGAAUAGGAUAUAGACUCUGAUCUUAACUGCUUGUGUGUGACUUUUCAUGUGGUUGUUUACGUGUUUAUAUAUUUGAACAUGUUUUGAAAAAACAUGAAAAAAAACCCACAUUUGCGUAUUGUUUCUUUGUACUUACGAGAUGUGAGAAACUUUUCCAUAGGGUUGUUUGUUGUUGUUUGUUUGUGGGUGGGGUUUUUUUUGCUUAAUACUUUUUAUAAAACGGGAGGAGGCUUUCUUCCCUGGCUCCCUGCGGGUGCGCUUGUGCUCCUUGCCUGGAGACCCAUACGCAGGUGUACAGGUGUGCUGUUCAUAUUUCAGCGGAGGGAUUGCAACCUGGAGAAUUGCUUUUUGAAAACUGUCCAGAAAUCCUUUAUGUUGGCCAUUAUUUUCAGUAAGCAAUCCAAGGGGAGAGCUUUGAAACAUCUCGGGGUGAAAAAGCUGCUGUUAAAGUGUCACUUCUCCUGCAAAUGAGCAUUGUAUUUCCCUUUUCCUAUAGUGACGGGUAGACCUGAAACUGAUAUAAGUGGGUCCUGCUGAGGUGUAAAUAUGCCUAACUUCUAUUUAUAUACACAAGUACAGUUUCUGCUAUAAACACUAUAAGUAUUUGGUAGUUGGGAUGGAAACUUCUCAAUGUGCAGAUUAAAAGUUCAUUUUUGCAUUUCUGGGAGAAGAGGGAAGGAGAAACCAGCUGCUCUCCGCAGGGGCCCAGCUUUGCUGCAGAACAGCUGUUAUGGGCACGUAUGCGUGAGGCUGGUGGCUGCUCCUGCUGCCUCCCUCACGCCUUCGCCCGUGGUUGUUCUGAGGUGCUGCGAGAGGAGCUGUAGCGUUCUGUGUACGUGGGUGUAAAAUGGAAAGAGGGAACUUUUAAACUUCCAUCAAAUUACUACUGGUUUGGAAUGUGAUUUUUUCCUUUUAAGCGCAGUUUUCCAUUCAUUUAAACAUUGUUUAGCUUUAUGAAGCAGGAAAGCAAUAUUCAAGGGGAGCAGACAGUAAAGCUAUUGAUGGCUACGCUGGGAUUCUUUAAGCCGAAUCUUUCUUUCCUAAUGCAGCACAAGAAUUUAACCAUGCUUUCAGAGAAAUCCUUGGAAUUCUAUCUCUGUAGUGUCUUGUGAGUUAAGCUGAUAUUGUAUCUGAAGAUAAUUGGAGUAAUGUUUAACUGAUCCAGUAUCUUUUUGAAAAGAAGGAAAAUUACUUCUAAGAGGCAUUAAAAUCCCAGCUUUUUCCUUGCUUGUUUUUUGGCUUGGGUCAAGUCUCACGAUGGUUUGUUCUGUAACGUUGCUCUUGGCUUAUACAAGAGAGAAGAAAAUUAUUUGUAUAUUAACUAGAUUUGCUUUUCAACUGGUCACUGAAGUUUUUCCUUGAGAGGUCUCUUUAAUCUGAAAGAACAGGCAGAAAUACACUGGUUCUAUGCGAAGGUGUGAUUUUGUUUGUCUGUUUUUUGACUCAUGGCAAUCCUUUGCUAUGAAAGCCAUCUUCUGAAGCUGUGAAAUCUUUAUGGGUUUAUAUCACUAAAGAUGUCACUUGCCCUAAGGUUCUAGCUGGCAGGAUGCAGAUAGGGAACUAGGUUUUUGGAGUUUUCAUACCUCCAGUUGAAUAAAGUUACAUGUCUUGUG
Messenger RNA from Phalacrocorax carbo (great cormorant), 3424 nucleotides. NCBI's taxonomy places the organism in Eukaryota, Metazoa, Chordata, Aves, Suliformes, Phalacrocoracidae. The record is from RefSeq and is a predicted model, not a curated record.